AGUCAGAAUGGUUUAGUUUUCCAUCGGUGGAGGUCGCCAGCUGUACUGUGCUGGGCUUAUCCAUACUUACUUCCAAGAGUGCCGUCGAUGGGUUUGACUCAAAGCACAGACGCCCACCUAUCCGCUCUCUCCGACUCACUUUCCACUGAGCGCUUCAAAAUGGCGGCCGCUUCAUCCAUCCAGCCGCCGAGCGUGCACGGGAUAAAGCGGGACAAUUCACCUCACCCGGAGUCCGACAGCCCCGUGAGCCGACAUGAGGAGGACGCAGCAUCCGAGGGGACCACCAUCCUCAGAGACCUACCGGAGCUCGAGCCCGAGGAGAUCGAGAAGCGGCUGGAGAAAACUCGCAGAGAGCUGAGCAACAGGAGGAAGAUCCUUAUUAAGAACCUGCCACAGGACACAACCAACCAGGAGGUCCAUGAAAUUCUGCGCGAGUAUGAGCUGAAAUACUGUUUUGUGGACCGGAACAAAGGAACAGCUUUCGUAACCCUUCUAAAUGGUGACCAAGCACAGGAUGCCAUCCGAACUCUGCACCAGACAUCAGUCCGAGGCCGUGACAUCAACGUCCAGCUUCAGCCCACAGACUCUCUCCUGUGUGUCACCAAUCUGCCCUACACUGUCACUGCCACUCAGUUUCAGGAACUGGUGCGAUCCUACGGCAACAUCGAACGCUGUUUCCUGGUGUACAGUGACCUAACAGGCCACUCCAAAGGCUACGGGUUUGUGGAGUACAUGAAGAAGGACUCAGCUUCCAGAGCACGGUCUGAACUCUUGGGCAAGCCAAUGGGCGACCGUGUUUUAAUGGUGCAGUGGGCUGACGUCAACCAGCUGACCUCUGCUGACCACCUCCACUCCAAGUGCCUAUGCGUGGAUCGACUGCCAUUGGACUUUGAGGACUCGGAGGAGCUGGCUCACAUUUUUUCAGAGAGCUACAAACCCGUCUUCUGCCAGUUGGCUCAGGAUGAGGGAAGUCCGGUCCGGGGUUUUGCUGUAGUGGAGUAUGAAACAGCAGAGCAGGCUGAAGCUGUGCUGCUGGAGAUGGACAGACAGCUUAUCCAGGGUCAGGAGAUCCGUCUGUCUCUGUGUCCUCCAGGAACUUCUGGACGCAGCACACUCGCCGCCCUCAUCGCUGCUCAGGGAGUGAUGUUGAGCAAUAAGAAAGGUUUGCUGCCAGAACCCAAUCUGGCCCAGUUCCUCAACAGUAUGACCAAUCCUGCUGCUCUCCAGGUCCUCAUGAGACCCUACCCCACAGCCAAACGAGGAGGGAAGUUUGGUCGACCUCACAAUCUUCCUUUCCUGCGUCCUCCAUUGACUGCAGCGCUGCUACAGUUAGGGAAAGCACAGCAGAGUGCCAUUCUAGGAAACGGCCUUGUUCUACAGAAUCUUCUUCACAUGCAGAUGGCCCAACAACAGCUUUUACAGAUCAAAGACAAGCAGAUCUCUAAUGUGCCGGGUCUUUUAGGUGACCCCUCCCGGCUGCUCCUCCAGAAAGUUCUGGGUUUACGAAAUCCGGCGACAGUUCCUUUGGGAAAGGGCUUGCUGGGAGAUUCCCCCACAGAGUUGGGACAAGACUCUUCUCUAGUCACUUCUCACGGUGUAAACUCUGGGAUGGUGUCACAUUUACCGGGACGUUCCCUCGCUGAGCAGAAUGGAGUCGCGUUGACGUGCCUGGCUCCAGAGAAACAGCCUGCUCCACCGGGAACCACAGGGGGAUCUCUAAGCUCCCAAACACAGCUGCAAAACUUCCUUCCUGGGAUUAACACUUCAAGUCUUGGAUCUUUACUGGGGAGCGCAGCGCACAAAACUCCAGCCAAUCAUCACAGCGCAAGUGUGCAGACUAGUACUUCCGUUACGAGUCAGUCCGGCUGUCAGACGUCUCUGCUGGGAGACCCUCCUAAAGAAGUGAAGUUGCCUUCCAACCCUUAUCUAAACCUGGCUAGUGUGCUUCCUGGAGUGGUACUACAAGCUCCCUGUAACAGUAAACCUCAGACGGUGCAGGCUCACCCAGGGACUUACAGCGCGGUCCUACCACCCGCCACCCAAACGCACACUCAAUACAACGCAGAGAGCGCUCCUGCAGAAUACACUCAGCAGUACACUCAGCAAUACACACAGGAGGCCAUGCAGCAGUGGUACCAACACUACCAAGCACAGACCUACGGCAACACUAGUCAAGAUACGACAGCAGUUACUGACUGCGCGAAAGAGCAACCUCAGGUGGUGGUCACCUCCUCAUACGGAGACUACAGCUCCUACAUGCACGCUGUCAGUCAGUACUAUUCUCAGACGCAGAUGAACCAGACAGCUGCUCAAGUCUACCAGCACCGAGAUGUCAGCAAGGAGGUGGAGGUGGUGAAGACCCCCUUGAGUGCUCCUCUGCAAACCUCUCUAAAUGGCAGCGCUCAGACCUUGUUGCCCACCUACAGUGCCCUUCCCAUCAUGCCCGGCUUCAUCACACCAACACACACACAUGCAGCCAGCCCUGCCACACACACACCUGCUGCACCCGCAGCCACCGACUGGAACAACUACUAUUAUAGUCAGGCUAGAGGGCAGAAGCGAGAAUACCCCACACUGCCCACGCAGGAAGUGACAUCCGAGGGGCCGUACGUAGGCCAACACUCGCAGGGUCUCGGAGGCCAGUACGCCGACUACUUCAAGAAGAAGAGAAUCUAAGUGAAAACUCGCUCGCUGUACGUCGCCAUUGUUGUCGUGUCCAGGCCUUAACUUGUAGUCUAUAACUGAUAUUUAUGAAAAGAUUGUACAUUGCAUUGUGCGUAUAUGGAGGGUUAUUCUCCGUCUUGAAGCGUAUGUGGAUCUGUUGUUGUUUCUGUCCCACACCAGGCAGGAACUCUCUAGCUUCUGUCCCAAAUGACGCGAUAAUUGAUAGUUUCUGUUUUGCCUUUAUAUGAACCAUUCCACUCUAGAGGGGCGGGGGGGUCUGUGUUCGUGUGUUACUGUACAAACGGUUAAGGGCUGAUAAAGAUAGAGCUACACUCAGAGAAAUAACCAUUUACAAAAAAAAAAAAAAGAGAGAGAGA
Messenger RNA from Danio rerio (zebrafish), 3041 nucleotides. Lineage: Eukaryota; Metazoa; Chordata; Actinopteri; Cypriniformes; Danionidae. The record is from RefSeq and is a predicted model, not a curated record.